UUCGCGAGUUGCGGGUGAGGUAGGAUGUUCGCCGAUCCCGCUUCGCCGAACAAACGAUCGUUCGGAACUUCCUAACUUUGUGGCAACUUGUGAUGUGAAUAUCUAUGCUGGAAUUGUAAAUGAGUUUUUAAGUUUUUUUCGUUAUUUGAGUCCUCAAAAAUAAAUGAACUGUGGGAAGGGAAUAACGAUUUAGUUUGUGUAUCAUAUUAUACCGACUACGUUGGCUGCAUUCCAUUAUCUGAUGAAUUUCAUUUCAGCUAAAACGGAUACGUAUGCUAUUGCUAUUGAACAACUUAAAUAAGAAAUGGUGAAGUUAUUUGUGGAAGUGAAAAGGACCUGACAUUAUGUGCAAAAACGUGAAAAACGUAUCAUGGGAGACAGAGACUCUGAUGGGGACCCCGCCGAAGUCCAAGUGGGGGAGUUUUGAACCCCGAGCGGCGUUGUCACAUGUAGGGCUGUUUGUGGCUCUCAUGCUGUACACGGGCGGUGGAGGGUUGGUUUUCCGAGCACUGGAGUAUCCUGCUGAAAUGGCCAAGCAAGAGUACCAUAGAGAAAGACUUCUAACUGAGAGGUGGAAUCUCAUACGUUUCGUAUCUGAACGAAACAAUGGCACAGAUAAUGAUGGGACCGAAAAAUUACUUAGCGAUCACUUAGCUGUAUACGAGAGGGUACUGGAAGAAGCGUCAUCGAGCGGUUUGGCGCUGGAAGUGGAGAAUAAUUUUCCACCGCUCGAAGAAAAAUGGAGUAUACUGCAAGCUGUAUUUUUCUCUUCUACUGUGCUCACCACAAUAGGUUAUGGUAACAUAGUGCCAGAGACAUUCUGGGGCCGGUUAUUCUGUAUCGCAUAUGCGCUCAUUGGAAUACCUCUGACGCUCACUGUCAUCGCUGACUUGGGGCGAGUGUUCGCGACGCUUGUCUCAAUUAUUGCUAAACAAUUACCCGCGAUGCCAAAAUGCUGCAGUCGAGUUUCCGAAGCAAAUCCCGCUGGGCAAAGAUCGUUAUAUGCCUUCGGGGCCGUAGGUUUCCUAUUCUUGUACUUGUCAGCAGGGGCAGGCUUGUUCAAAAUGUGGGAAGAUGAUUGGACAUUCUACGAUGGAUUUUAUUUCUGUUUUAUUACCAUGACCACUAUUGGCUUCGGUGAUAUCGUUCCUAAAAGACCAAAGUAUAUGUUAAUAUGUACAGUAUACAUUUUAAUCGGUUUGGCACUAACGUCAACGAUUAUCGAGCUGGUGAGACGGCAGUACGCCAGGUCUUGGCAGCAGCUGCGGGCGCUCUCCGGCCCCUUGGCUGACACGCUUCGAAGGCUGGGCGAUGCCGGCCGCGGGGUCGACGUCUCCGCAUUGCACAGCGACCUUCGCAAAGUACUCACUGUGAAAAGCUAUACCGGUCCCGAUACUAUGGUAAAACCAAAGACCUCGCCUCCCAAGGUGACGAUGCCAAGGUUGAGCAGCGCCGGAGGGAAUGCUCUCACUGACAAACGAAGACUGGAGUGGGAGGCUGCAGUAGAAGCCGUCAUCAGGGAUAUCACUGCGCCAGCGCCCACUCAGAAACCACCAAUAGUUCAGAUCGUUAUUUACGAGUCAUCCGUGUAAAACACCGAAUUUUUGUUAAUACUAGGCAUCAUUGACACUAGCUCAAUCGCCAUCACAUUAAUAAUGAAUUGCUUCCAUUAUUACCACUACUGUUCCAUUAUUUCCAAUUAUAAUACGAGGCUUGAUCACGGCCGCUCUCGUUCCGCGUGAUAUUUAGACAUUAUGCGUUAAAGUUCAAGGCUAGUUACCCUUGUUCGCUCGAAUUAAGCACUCAAUACUUAAUCGCUGAAAUACUUGCUCGUUCGUUACGAAUACGGUUAGGGCAGUGUUAGUGAGUAAAGUAAUGCGAUUCUAAUUCUUCAUACCGCGUGUGGUUCCGUGCGCGUGCCAAUGUCAGAAAAAGAAAUGACUCGGUGUUUAUACGCAUUGAAGAUUUUGUUUGACGUUUUUUGUUAAGACGUUAUGAGCGGCGGCGUAUUGUCUAGACAAGAGUGAUGAAUACAUUUAUUUUUAUAGAUUAUUCUCGCUAAUAGUUUAGCGUUUAAAUUGUUAGUAUGAUGUAUGUGUUUUGUUACAUUAAGAAUUCUUUAGAAAUUCAUUUGAAUUUGUCUGUGUCUUGGAAUAAUAAAUGAUGAUGCGUUUGGUCGCACUGCCUCGUCCCGUGGCGUUCGGAUCAUUAGCGUGAUUUAUAACACGAAAGUUAUAAACACCUCGUAUAAACAAGGACUAUGAUACUAAAACAAACAAUAAUAAAUAUAAUUUUCAUUAAAGGAAUUCAGUUUUUAAUGUCUGUGUUUGUUUUCCUGCGUACAAAUUAAAUUAGAAUUUGUUUUAGCAUAAAAACAUAUGUGUUUGUAGACAAGCGGGCAAUCGUUUUUGUGAUGUUCAUUAUUAUUUUAUUGUUUUAAAUUAAACGCUUAGAUUUAGUUGUGUCACAUUUAAUUUUGUCUGAUGGAAGCAAAAUGAACACUUUUAUUCAUAGUUAUGUGGUAUAAACAUGACAAAAUUGUGUUCAAAUUAUACCAAAUUGGACUAGGUUAUAAUUUUAUUUAGGAAAUGAUUGCAUUGAAAAUUAUCAUAUGUAUAAGUAGUUAAAUUAUUAUAGAGCAAUUUUGUAUUAAACUGAGCACUGUCUUCAAUUUAUGGCAGUUUUUCAAUAUAAGUGGAUGAUACAAUAUCUGUUGAAUUUUUGAUUAUUUUUUGCUCUGUGAACUGUCACUGCAUACCUACACAUCCUUUAGCAUUGAUGAGAGUUUUUUUAGCACCCCCAAAUGUUAAUAUUGGGAUAUCAAAAAAUAGCUACUGAAAUUUGACAAUACUGAUGUCGUACCUGCUUGUGAUUUUUUUAUAGACCAAAAAUAUAUGUUGUUAUUUUAAUGUCAAAUAUGAUUGAAUGUCUCAUCAUGUUCACUGAUGUCUGAGCUACGUUAAUGGAGUCAGAAAGUGCGUGCGGUGUCUUCAACCCUUUUCCUAUUUUCGUCUUGCCUAUUGCCCCUGCCAUAUUUCAAUAUAAUCAGGUGAAUAAAUCUCAAAACUCCAGCAAUUAUGAUGAUAGCAAUGUCUAGCAAAAUAUAGUUACCUUUACAAGUCAGUUGAUGAUGUAUCCGCUGCUGACGAUGAGUGAAAAGAUUAUGAGUAUGCGCAAGCAACGCGAACAGAUGGCCGCUCCUCACGUCUCUGAAUUGUUUCAAAAGACAUUAACCAUCGUAACACAAACAUUUUUAAACACCUGUUGAAUACUUGUCUAAAAAAUGACAGAUUAUGACUUUGAAAUAAAGUCCGUUUUGCAUCCAAUUUUUUUAAAGACAAGUGUUCAACAGAUGUUUAAAUUGUUGUAAGGCCAUAAUUGUUUAAAAUUUAACACGAGGCAACAUUUCUAGCUGUUACUUCCAUCACAUACUGUAAUAGUGUAAGCAUUUUGGCAGAUGUCAUUAUUUCAUAAUGUAAGCUCUGUAAACUCGACGAUACAAUAAUGACCGUAUUUUUAACGCUGUUUGUUACUUUAAUACGCAAUUUGAACUGAAGCUGGAAUUUCAAUAAAAUUGUUCAAUAUAA
Molecule: messenger RNA, 3587 nt
Organism: Helicoverpa zea (corn earworm)
Lineage: Eukaryota; Metazoa; Arthropoda; Insecta; Lepidoptera; Noctuidae
Product: potassium channel subfamily K member 18-like
Exons: 10
Coding region: 345-1592 (415 amino acids)
Biological process (GO): potassium ion transmembrane transport; stabilization of membrane potential
Cellular component (GO): membrane
Molecular function (GO): potassium ion leak channel activity
Source: RefSeq, a predicted model, not a curated record